AUGAACGCCGCAGUACGGCCGGCCAGCACGCCCGCGGUGGCAGCGUGCGCCCGUGCUGGCCGACCACGGCCCCCGGGCGUCGGCGCGCGCUGCGCAGCCCCACCGUCGGGCCUCUUCGCGACCGCGGCCGCCCAGCGCAAGCCCGCGGCGCGUCAGACGGCGGCAAACUUCUCCCUCGAACAAGCCUGGGGCACCGGCGUUGAUGCGGAGAGCCUGGCGCCCACGCUGUUCGCCGCGUCGCUGUUCCCGUACCUGGGUUUCUUGUACCACCUGACCAAGUCCAAAACAGCCCCCCCGGUGGCGCUGGGGGGGUUCUACUUCCUGCUCGUCUUCGUGGGCGUGACGAUCCCCGCGGGCAUCGUCGCGAAGACGCAGUACGCCGCGAGCCUGGCCAACGUCGACUGGCUGCACGGCGGCGCUGAGUCCAUGCUGACUGUUACAAACCUGCUGAUCGUGAUCGGCCUGCGGCGAGGGAUCCGGAAGGCCAAGGCGGACGCGGACGGGACGGAGGAGGCGUCGUAG
This is a messenger RNA of Pedinophyceae sp. YPF-701, 522 nucleotides long. The record is from the annotation of a GenBank genome assembly. NCBI's taxonomy places the organism in Eukaryota, Viridiplantae, Chlorophyta, Pedinophyceae.